UAUCUUCUUUCACUGGAACCCCUUCUGACGAUUCCACGUAGUCGUCCGCUAGAAUCCUCUUCCAUCUGAGGAUGAAUAGUUUUUCUUUUUGCAUAGCAGCUCUUGCUGCCCUUCUCCUUGCAUCAUGCAUCUUUGGGAAAGAUGAUUUCGACUCUAGACUGGUUAUUAGUGAGGUUUCUCGAAAGAUAGACCUUUCGACUCAGCUGACUAAAGUCAGUACUUCCUUAACUCUAGAGAAUGAAGGAGAUUCUGCAGUAGGACACUUUCAUCUGGCAAUCGAACCAGCUCUUGUCGAUAAACUUGCAUUUGUUGGAGUUACGGUGAGUUUUCUUAAGCUUAUUUUCUAUGUUACAGAUAAAUUGCUCGAAGCGUGACGGCGAAGACGAAUCUUUUGUCUGUAAAUUCUGUUCUACUGCUGCCACGUAUCGAAUCACAAGAAAUUCUAUCUUAUAGCUCACGUUUUCCUUGUGGAUUUUUAGGCCAAGACCCCUGAUGACGAGGACUCGACUUUAACUAUGGAACAAGUAGAAAUCGAAGCACAUAGGUAAGCAUUUAUGCUGGUGAAUUUCAUUUCACAAUAAACGAAACAAAUAGUAAUGAAUGUAUAGUCAUCUUUUUAAACGUGCGUGACGUUCUUGUUGUAUUACGCUUUCUUUAUUUGUUCUCGAACAUUUCGGACAGAUCCAACAAUUGUUUGCUUUGUAGCGUGAAGCAACCACAUAUUAUGUGUGAUUUUCAUGUCGUAAAAAAUGCAUUUGAAAUGGUUGCUACAUGUAGCUAAAUAAUAACAUUUAGUUUGUGGUAGUUCGAAGUAAAUUUCGAUUUUAAAGUAAUUUGGAUUUUCCCAUUUGUUCUUGUUGCAUUACUAUUGUCCUUAAAGGAUAGAAAAUGCAAAUCGAACAAGUUUGAAAUAAUUUAGACUGAAUUCAUUUUAAACAACAACAUGUACAGGCACUGUGUACAUGUGUGCAUUUGUGAGGCAAUGACUUUCCUCUAUCUUAUCCUUGUGAUUUUAAAUAUUUUCCUCAAUUAAUUUAUUAUUUAGUGAAACAAAGUUCUUCAGAGCAGAUCUUGGAUUUCGCCUGAAACCAGGACAUUCAGUUGAGCUGACUGUGGAUGAAGUAUUUGCUCAUGCCAUGACUCCCUUCCCAACCAAGAUCACUCAAUCUGAGAAACAAUUUGUCCUCUUUUCUGCCAACCAUUAUUACUACACACCUUACACUGUUAAAAAACAGAGUGCAACUGUUUCCUUGGCAACGUCCUCUGUGGAGUCCCACAGUAAGCUUAAGCCCACCAGUCAGUCAGACAAUGCUAUAACAUAUGGACCUUACAGUGAUGUUGAGGCAUUCCAGAUUAGUCCUAUGAGAGUUCAUUUUGAAAACAACACUCCUUUUCUCUCGGUAUGUACUGUAUGAUUAGUCAAAUGCUCUGCUAAUGUUAGAGUGAAAUCACUGAAUCAAAUUUUUAAAGCAAACUUUCAUCCUGAGGCUCUAAAAUCUUCCCAGAUCAACAUUUUUUUUAGUAAUUAAUAACUGACAAUUUUGUGACAAGUUGUACAAAUCUGUAUUCAGGUGACACUGGCAUGGAUUGUGUGGGUUUUAUCACUUUUGUUUUUUGGUUUCAAUUGAACCUUCAAAAGCUUUUGUAGGUUGAAUAUCUUGACUUUUGGAUAUCCAGGAGUGAUCAUUUUGUUAAUCCUUUUUUCAAGUGGAAUAGAUCAUUAAACAGAUGGGUGGGGAGAAUUAUGGAAAAAAUCUGAACAAGUAGAUAUUAGAAAGUUUCAGUGUAUUGAAUGUUUGUGAAACUUAUUAACUAAGAAAGAAACUUCUGCAGUUCGAAAGAUAUUCAUGUAAAUAUGUACUAGGAGGUACAUGUUGGGUAAAUGUGAGUUUUUGUGUUUUUUAAUUCAGGUGCUCCACAUGGCACGGACAAUUGAAGUUUCCCAUUGGGGCAAUGUUGCAGUGGAAGAAACCUUUCAUAUGAAGCAUGUGGGAGCAGAACUCCAGGUGAGUGUUUACUGUUUAAGAGAUCUGUGGGCUUAUGUAAGUUAAGAAUGUACAGUGUAGGAUUUUUCCAUCACUUUUGACUUAGUGUUUACUUCAAAGGACCAGCUUAUCCUAGACUUUGGUCUCUUAUGCAUCUUGUGAUUUUUUUUUUCCCAAGAUAUGCACAUGGGCUGAACAUGCAUUUUGUCAUAAUAGUUCAUGUGCUUCAUCACCUUAACCCUUUAACUCCCAUAAGUGACCAAGAGAGAAUUUCUCCUUACCAUUUCAGUAUAAUAUCAAGCAGACAAGUGAUGAGAAUAAAGAAAAAUAUGAGUAAGAGGAUUAUGGAUUAUUAGUUGAUCCAAUACCAAAGUCUUGAAACUAAAUCACAAGAACUGUAUGGUAAACAGUAAGGAGAAUCACUAAUGAGAUCUUGGGAGUUAAAGGGUUAAUCUCUAUGGUUUCAUACAGCAUUAAUAUUUACCUGUGGUUAUUCAGAAGGAUGUUCUGAGGAUAAUUUUUCUUUACUCUCAUCUCUGGCUUGCAGGGUCCAUUUUCGAGGUAUGACUAUCAACGUACCCCAGCUCCUUCUUCAAUCAAGUCUUUCAAGUCUGUUCUGCCAGCAUCUGCCAGUGAUGUGUAUUAUCGGGAUGAAAUUGGUAACAUCUCCACCAGUAACCUGUGGUCUCAAGAAGAUUCGGUCGAGUUGGAGUUGCGACCAAGGUUUCCUCUGUUUGGUGGCUGGCAAACAAGGUUCUACAUGGGUUAUAAUGUUCCUAGUUAUGAGUAUCUAUACAACCUAGGUGAGUCGUCAGCUGUGCUCUGUAGUGGAAGAACUGUAUUAUCGCAACAGGAUCUAUUGUGCAAAAAAUAUUUUUCUGCAUGUUAUCAUUUAUUGUUAAUUUUUUUUCUCCCUUCUAUUGAAGGGGUACUUACCAUCAAAAUAAAUAAUUAUGUUUAGAAAAGUUGUCCAACCUAGUGUUGGUUUGGAAGAUUGUACCUAAUUUAGUGGGAACUCUGGGUGUUCUUGCAGUAUUGUAGUAAUAAAAGGGAAUCUAAAUCACAUAUAUUUAUAAAUAGUGACCUCUAUUUGGUACGAAAAUAUGAGGGAUGUUUGUCUGCAGUCAUUAUUUGUAUCAAGAUGGGAAACAAGACAUGAGGUCUAAAAAUUGGGGAAUAUCACUUGUGAGAUAUCCUCAGAUAUUCCCCAGUUUUAGCUGGGGCAUAUUCAAUCACAUGAUGUGUUUGGACCAAUUGCCCAUGAGCAGAAGUAUUUGAUGGAUUAUAUUCAAAGAUUUUUUGAUGAAUGAUUGAUCUAUGAAAAACUACUGGUAUUUUUGAGAGGAUUGUGGUGAUUCUUUUCCCGUAUGAAUGACUAUGCGACAGUUGUGUUAAUUUUGUAAUAAACCAAAAAUUAAUGCUUGUUUACUUUUUUCCCAAUUUUAUAGGUAGCAAAUAUGUUCUAAAGAUGAGAAUUAUUGACCACAUCUAUGAUGAGUUCGUUGUUGACAACCUUGCAUUGCGCAUCAUUCUCCCAGAAGGAUGCACGUAAGAUUAUAUACUUUGUUAGCUAAGAAUUGAAAAACAUAGUAAUGAGAUAAAUAUAUCCUAUUAGACAUUUUGGUGUGUAGUAUUGCUGAGUAAUUUGACAAGUUGUGCUGUAUUUUGACAAGCCCAUAGGGCAAGUCAAAAUACAAAACAAUGAGUAAAAAUUCUCAGUGAUACUACAUACCAAAAGGUCUAAUAUGUUAUUUAUUAUCCAACUGCUUUUUUUUCUGGUAAGUCUUUCUGUUCAUUUCUCAUAAGGCGGGAAAAGCAAAGUGGAUAGAAAAGCAUAAUGUGUGCAGCCAACUGGUUAAACAGGUUUUUUAUAGUACAAAACAACCAAUUGUCCAAUUAGCCAUUCAAUAUCACAGGAUAUUUGUACUAUAUUCCUGCAUUGUUUGUACUCUGCUUUGUGCAGUUGGAUGAUAAUAAUUGGUAUUUCUUAAUUUCAUGAUAUCAUUGUUCUUGAUGUUGAUAUGUUGGGUUUUCAUCCUUUUUUCUGUAGAGACAUUGAAUUGAAAGCUCCUUUUGCGAUGGAGGAAGGAAAACGUGAAUUGCAUUAUACCUAUCUGGAUACAAUUGGACGUCCUGUGGUUGUUGUGCAGAAAAGUAACCUGGUAGAGCAACACAUUCAAGACUUUGAGGUAUAUAGCAUAAACCUUUUAACUCCCAGGAAGUGACCAAGAUAGAAUAUUUCCGUACAAAAAUUAAUACAAUAUCUAGCAAACAAUUGAUGAGAAAAAUUAGCAAUAAGGAUUAUUAGUUGAUCCAAUACCAAAUCCUUAGAACUGUCAUGAUGAGAACUGCAUGGUUUGUGGUAAAGAGAAUUACUACAGACAUCUGGGGAGGGAGGGAGGUAAUAAUUCAGGUAUAUGUACCCAUUUGGUUUUUAAGUUAUUUGGGUUGUCAGUUCAUCAGGUAGGCAUUUGGUUGGUCAACUGUUACAGUAACAAAAGCAGGGCGUGAAAUUAACUUUUUUUCUGAUAGCCACUUGGCUCCUAAAUUCUUCAAAGUGGUAGCAAUUCAAAAAAAGUUGGUCGCCAUUUUCAAAGACAAACAAAAUCUUUCUUUACGCUGUCAGCGUUCUAGAUAGACCCUCCAAAAUUGAGUUAGGGAAAAGAUCUUUAACAUGCUACAAAGUGGACACUAGGAUGGAUGAUAUACAACAUUCAGGCUCAUCUAAAUCCAAGAUGGCAUCUAGUUAUCGGUCGAGAUGCAUAUGCAAUGUUUUGGAAACAAACUUAACAAGGAAGUUUGCCGCAGAUUUAUCUUUGCAAAUCUUUUUAAUUCAUUAUAUCUCUUGGCAAGGUUAUGAUGAAACGUUCUAGUCGCCAAUUUGGCGACUAACUUUCAGGAUUUGGUCGCCAAAGUGAAAAAUUUAGUCGCAUUGGCGCCUGUAUUAGGCACAAUUUCAUGCCCUGUGAAGUACCCCUUAAUUAAACAAAGGCUUUGUACAUAUAAGUGUUCAAGCAAAGAACUGCAGGAUUAAUGAAUUAAUUCCCUUGCUGUGCCAUUAUAAUUUUAUGUGCCUUAACCCUACUUUGGUCUUUUAACAGCUGCACUACACCUUUAAUAAAGUACUUCUCUUACAAGAGCCACUUCUAGUUGUUGGUGCAUUUUACUUGCUCUUCAUGCUUGUUGUCAUCUACAUGAGGUUGGACUUUGCAAUCAGCAAGGUAAGGCUGUAAAAAUAUAUGGUGUAAAAAAUUGAUUAUGAGCUUUGCAUUUGAUGGUCUUAUUUGGAUGUUGUUCAUCUUGGUGUCACAGUGGACUUUGGUAUCAGUGCUGUGAGGUUGGUGUGAAACAGCUUUUGUUUAACACUUGACCUUGUCAUUGAUAGACACAAAAUUUGAGUUGGGUUCUUCCAAAGAAGCUUUUUCUACUGGAGCUCAGAACUUUAGCUUGAAAGUUUAAUGCUUCUCAGGGUAUAGCAAUGUUAGUUACAUGUGUUGUUGGAAGUUCACUGAAAUUUGUGCCUUUAGCCAAUACCAGGUUUUGUUUUUCCUGGAUAAAUGCUUUAAUAUUUGGUCUAAUAACAGAGGCAACUGUCACCACCAAGUCUUUCUGGGUUAAGUGUAUCCAUUUUUAUAUGUAGGGAAACUUUUAUGACACAGCUGUGUGUAUUUUUUGGUUAUCCAUGGUACUGUGUACCUUAUCAUGUACUGAUUACCAUUUCUGACAUUACCACGUUUUUCUUCAAGGAUGAAGCUAAUGAGUCACGCAUGCGUGCUGCUUGUCUUAUUGAUGAGGUCCAGCGCCUGGUAGACCGUCAGAGUGGCCUUUAUUCUGUAUACUCUGACACCAUCCAAAAGUUUAAAUCAAGCAAAGAUGCCACCGCCUUUGCUAAUGCACGCAAGAAGUUAGAUGGAGAUUACCGCUCCAUCAGCAAUCAGAUCACUCAGGUGCAGAACUCCCUUAACAAGGAACAACCUGAAGUUGCUGAGAAGGUGAGACUAAUGUUCUUUUAAAAGCUUGGUACAGAACUUUUUGUCAUGGCAGAAAGCUUCUUAGUGAACAGUUCCAUGCAUUCACUUCCUUGUUAACAUAGAUUCCUGUCAAAAUCCAAUGAUCCAAGUUAUUUUUUCAGUUCACAUUUGUUGGUCACUACAAUCUCAGUCAUCCAAGGAGUUCAGGAAUUAUUUCCAGGUUAUAAGUACUGAAAAAUAGUAAUGGUUUGUGUGAAAAACAAACAAAACAAACAAACAACCAAAAAAAACCUUGGAAUUUGAAACCUUAAACCAGUUUUUUUUCCCCUGAGACUUGAAUAUACAACACUUGUAUAUGGACUAGUCUUGUAGUUUCCAAAAUGACUCUGCAGGUAGAGAAAGAAUGGUGCAAGGUGUCCAGAGCUAUUUGCCUUUGUUUGUCAUGCAUUUUAUCCAUGUUAUUUUCUUUGUUGGUGAGGGGAAGGGGUGGAUAUGUGGGGGAGGGGGGGGUACGUUGGGAGCUGUUAUUUUUUCAGGGAAACACUGAUCAGAGGAGGAUAUUCAUAUAUAACAGGGUGCUGACUGGAGCCUCUGUCUCAUUUAACUUUUAUAGCUUACAGACCUUCUGCGCAAAGAACAUGAGAGGAAGCAGGCACUGGAUGGAGCCAUUUCUUUGGCUGAGAAAGUGGUGGUUGGCCGCCUUAGCAAGCAAGGAUAUGUGGAGAGCGAGUCUAACAACAAGACAAAGAGGCAGAAGCUGAGUGCUGAGAUUGAAGCUCUGGCUACCAGCCUUUAAUGAAGUUACUUAGUAAUCCCUGUGAUGUCAUGGUGAUAUCUGUUUCCUUAACCCCUUAACUCCCAAGAGUGACCAAGACAGAAUUUAUCCUUACAACAUCAAUACAAUGUGAAGAAGACAAGUGAUAAAAAUAAAGAGAAAUAUCAGAUGGGCAAUUGUUAGUUGAUUCGAUACCGAAUUCUCCAAACUAACAUCAUAAGAACUGUAUGGCAGACAGUAAGGAGAAUUACUUUUAAGAUCUAGGAGCGAAAUGGUUAAUCACUUUUAGCCAUAUUAACGAUAAUCUUUACUCUACAACAGAAAGCGAUGAACAUCUUGCUUCUGAACAUUACAGAGUGUAAGCACAGGAAUCUCUUUAGCAGCAAUUGAAUGAGUAGGCCCUUUCUCAUCUAAUACAUUGGUAACCUGACAUAUUGAGCAUGCAAUUUCAUGAUUUGAGUUAAUUGCGUUUGAUUAAAGAAUUUGAUAAUGAAUGGAGAGAUUCAGGAUAAAAAAGUGAGAGAAAAUAUGUUAUGUUAAUAGUUAAGGAAGAUGGUGACUUGAAUGUCACAAGCAUGCAAUGAAGAUUUAUUCUGUACACGUACAGUUAGACAGAUUCUGUUGAGAUCACCUCAGAGCUAAGUUUGUGAAAGAUCCUCACGAUGAAUAGAAAUUAUAAUACAAAACGCAAGACCCUUGUUUCACGUAAAGGGGAUACCUUCUAGUACAGAUAAAGCUGAGUUAAAGUUAUCACUGACAUCACAGGGUUUAUUGAAGUGAUCAUCAAAAUAAAACAAGUUAACUUCGAGUGUUUAGGAAGAGACUAUUCUCUUAGUUUUUCAGUUGCUUAAGGUUAUGUCCCAUUUUAUCACUUAUGUUAACGUGAUACACUGUGAAGUGGUAAUUUCGGGUCUUUGAACCCUCUAUUGUAGGUUCUGCCUAUU
Messenger RNA from Pocillopora meandrina, 7675 nucleotides. NCBI's taxonomy places the organism in Eukaryota, Metazoa, Cnidaria, Anthozoa, Scleractinia, Pocilloporidae. The record is from the annotation of a GenBank genome assembly.